CUUUUCCGGCUGCCGCUAGAAGCCCGCGGUUUACAAAAGCUACUGCUGGACGAAGUGAAACAGUUUACACAUAAAAUCUUCUUUUUUAACCUUCGCCAAACUGCUGGAGUGGUGUCAAAGUUGUGCUAACGCCACGGUAACGUACCCUCGGACUAAAGUCGUUGAAAUUGCACCGGAAACACUGCAAUUUACGAACCAAACAUCGCUCGACUUUGGUUUUGUUUGUAGCGGCAGUAACGCUUACGUUAGCUGAUGGCUAGUUAGCCACACAGCGCAGUGACGGUAACGUUACCUUGUCAACAAAGCGUCAACUGAAGCUGCUGCUCCCUUGUAGGAAACAGGCCGCACAGUUUCUUUCUACGGGUCAUUGUCAAUACCAGCUGGAUAAACAACAACAAUGUCGCUGUCGACCGAGGCUCGUUUUGGGGGGAGCCAAAGCUACAAUAGAGUUAAAGGAGACACUAUUUGUGUGGUGCCCGACCUCACCUGUGACCUCCUGGAGGAUGACUUCGACCUGAAUAGGUCCUACCCGUGUACUCGGAGGCCGCUGUACAAGAAGAGCCUCUGGGCUCGGCAGCGUCGUUAUUAUCCUGGCUCCUCGAGCAGUGAAAGUUGGGGUGUUUGCACUUCUGUCGCAGCAAGAAACCUUCAGAUCUCGAGCUUACACCAUGGCUCCAAAGUCUCAGCUGAUUCCCUGCCUCAUCCACCCACUAUGUCAGAGACAGAGGAACGCUUGUUCAGUCAGCUCAUCUCUGAAGACUCUGGCCUGUCUGGAUCUCCUUCUACCCUCAACCCAAACAAAGCUGUUCUUACGGUCGACCAUAAAACCAAAGAGAUUUUGUCAGCAAAUGAACAGGCCUGCAAACUGCUCGAGUGCACCACCGGUGAGCUGAUUGGAAAAAAGCUGCUGUCCAUCUUGAAGAAAACCAGUCAGGUCCUGGAAGAAGCAUUGGAAGAAGAUUUUCCUCUCAUGGAUGGAACUGUUGCGGCUGUGUCUGGAAAAGUGGUGGAUGUUGUGACAUUAUCUGGAGAGAUGCCAGUGUCGGUGUGUACCCACAGAAGGUCACAAAAUGAAGAGCACUGGCUUGUCAUGAUGGAAAGUGUGGAAAGAGUCUCUGCCUUUCUCUCCUUUACACAAGAUGGUAGUAUCAUAACCUGUGACUUGGCGUUUGCCCUUCUUCAUGGAUACCAACAUCCUGACGAGUUAAAAGGGGCGUCUGUGAAGGAGCUAAUCCCCUCUUUACAAAUCCCCCUGCACAGUAAUGCGUUGCCCAAAACGCUGAGGAUUCAGAGAGUGUGUGGUAAAAGCAGAGCGGGUGCAUCCGUCCCACUGUGUGUCAAGCUUCGGGGAGCAGUGGUGUGUGGGAGGCCCCGACAUCACAACAAUGGGACUGGUUCCACCGGUCCAACAGCGACUGGUGAAAGAUCCAAUGCACAGGAAAGCCGUCCGCUCACCUCCUCUGUGUGCAAGUCAAACGGCUUAAACCCUGAAGAGCCGUCCUCUGACGUGAAAGCGGACAGCGUUGUCCUCUCCCCCAGCCCUGCGCUGGAGUACUCCGGAACAGUUUGGGUGUUUGCUCCUCUGAGCGGUCUCCUCCUGCUCCACCCUGAUGGCUCAAUCUGCCACAUCCACAACCACCUGGCUCUCAGCCUGUUCGGCUACGACGAGGACGAGCUGCUGAGCAAGAGUGUCACUUUUCUGAUGCCUGGUUUCUAUGGAUGGAUGUCUGACACAGACAGAAAGGCCAGCAGCCCCUUCUCUGAGUCUCAAGCGGAGGUUAAUAAAAGCACAGCCUUCUCCAAACUGUCAGGGAAAUAUGACCCGUCCUCACUGGUGGCGGGUGAUAUGGCCAUGGUGCAUCAGGCUGUUCUGGGAAUAACCUCCACAGGGAGAGGCAAAAUCUUCACUGGAACCGCUGCCCGGCUGGAGAAACCGGGCAGCGGUUUGUUGACACUUUCUCCUCCGGUUGUCACUUCCACAAGAGUGGUUAUGGCUGAUGACACUGCGGAGCUGAUGGGGGAGGCAGCAGCCCGGGUCACUCUCUGCACCAGCCGUCUAGACGGAGCUGAUUCCACUGAGGCACUGCUCAGGACGUUCGCCUUGGUGGAACCUCCACAAAACGAGACCUACUGCCUGGUUCCCUCCGGACCACCACACCAGAACCAAGACCAGCAGCAGCUCGGUGAUGAAGUUCAUAGAAAUAAUCAACCUGCCAUCAGGAUUAUCUCAGACACUCCCAGUCGGAAUGGACCAGCUGUUGGCGGCACCUCUCCUGACGGAGGCAAAGCCCACCGCACAUGUGGCUCGGUCCUCCAACACACCAGCUUUGAGGUCAUUUCACUGGAGAGCAGGUCGUCCUCUGGCUUCUGUGAAAAGUUCGCUGGCCAUGGUGGUUCUGAUCCAGGCCCGGUGGACGAUUCUCGUUCAGCACACAUAGUAGACUCGGCCAGCUGUUACCUCGACGUUAACAGCGACGGUGAAGUGGUGACCCGGGCCCUAGCCGACCUCGAUCUGAGCAGUAGUAUGGAGCUUCUCAGUGGCGGAGGGUACAUUGAUGAUAACCAACACUCCAUGACGUCCUGCGAUACAGCCGAGCUGCUGCGCACGCCCUCCCCGUGCGUGGUCGGGUCCGACCAGGAAGCUGAGACGGGGAACACUAGUGUCGAGGCCAGAAGUGAAGAGCGAGUAGAAAACAGCCACGGCGAGCAGGAUCAGUGGGCGGCUCUUUCUACAAUUCACAAAGAAAAGAGUCAAGAGUUCGGCAUGCCGGUGAACGGCGGGAUUCAGUCAAUGGCGGACAUUCCUGCAACAUCUACUCCUAAGAGACAGAAGGUGAAUGGACACACCUCGUCCUCAGACGCUACACAGAUGCAGGAGGGGCGAUACGAAGGAAUCGCGUACCACAGAGACGGCACGAGAGUCGAUGUGCAGUGUGAUGUGUGCAGGACUAACCUCCCUGAUGGAAGCUCCAUGUUCUGUGUGUGGAUGUGUAGGCCUGGCCAGCAGGGGGCACUAUUGCAUACAGAUCGACUGCUGCACGACCAGUCAGGAGCCAGUCUAGGAGAGAGGAUUGGUGAGGCCAGUCAUGGGGAGGUGUUGCGCUCCACCAUGGAUCUGGAGCAGUCUCGAGCCUGUGACGGGCAGUUUGAAGAAGAGUACCAGCCUCUUAAAGCUGUCGGUAAAGGAGCCUUUGGUUUUGUCUGGAAAGCAGUAAGGCGCUCUGAUGGAACAGAUGUGAUAGUGAAGUUCAUUAGCAAGGCCAGGAUUAUAAGCGACUGCUGGGUAGAUGAUCCCAUGCUGGGACCAGUCAGCCAGGAGAUUGCCAUACUGACACGAGUACAGCACCACAACAUAGUCAGGGUGCUGGAGGUGUUUGAGAAUGGCAGUUACUUCCAGAUGGUGAUGGAGAAACAUGGAGAUGGCUUAGACCUUUUUGAGUUCAUAAACAUGGAGCCGAGGCUGGAUGAGCCCCUGGCCAGCUACAUCUUUAGACAGCUGGUGGCCGCUGUCUUCUAUUUGAGGACUAAAAACAUCCUUCACAGGGACAUAAAAGAUGAGAACAUCAUCAUUGACAAAUGUUUCCACAUGCGACUGAUAGACUUUGGCUCUGCUGCCAUGAUGGCUCCCAGGAAGCUCUUUUACACUUUCUGUGGCACACUGGAGUUCUGCUCCCCGGAGGUGCUUCAGGGAAAUCCCUAUGAGGGUCCAGAGCUGGAGAUGUGGUCUCUUGGUGUGUUGCUCUACACGCUGCUGUUCGGUGAGAACCCUUUCUGUGGCGUUGAGGAGAUCCUGAAUGCCGAACUGAAGCCCCCGUUCCCCCUCUCUCCAGACCUGCACGGUGUGUUGCGUGAGCUGCUGCACCCUGAUCCCGCUCAGAGAAUGACUCUGGACCAGCUGCUGCUGCAGUCCUGGAUCAGCCAGCCCAUUUCACUGGCAGAGUACAGCUGGACAGAGGUGGUGCCUGCCACUCAGAGCUACUACUCACCACAGCACCUGGAGCCCAUUCCUAAAGUGUUCAUCUCGCAUGGCUUGUUCCCAGAUGAACAUGACGAGACUCUUCCCGAUGAUGAGGAGGAGGAUGAAGAUGACAGGUUGUCAAUGGUGGCCCUGGAAACAGAGCUUCAGAAGUACCUCCAUGAGGAUUAAAGAGUGAAUUUGGGCCCAGCCAUCCGUCCAACAUUUAGUGUGCAGCAGAACAAAAGGGACAUGAAGUUCAAAGUAAGAAAAAGGGAGCUCGUCUUAGUCCAAGGCCAUAAUCAAACACUACCGUCUAACUACCGUUCAUCAUGAUUUCCUUUUUAGAUUGUGUGUUAUAUGUAUUUUAUUUAUUCUUUGGACUUAAUCAUUGUAAUUGUAACAGGGAUCCAGCUUUGCCACCAAAACCCAGAAGCGACCACAACCGUGAGUUGUUUAACUCAGAGAAUUUAGUUUGGUUGAAGGGAACAGUUUUAUCAAUCCGGCUUUUCUAUUUUGGGUUCAUGAUUUUAAUCUUGAGUGUUUUUAAUUAAGAAUUGUAAGUAUAUUUACAAUAUUUUAUCUAUUUAUUUUUAUACAUAAAGAAAUAUUUGACCACACCUGUUUGUUUCUUUGAGGAAUUGCAUGUUGAUCAGAACUGUAGAAGGUUUGUCACGCAAACAUUGUAAAUGUAUUUGAAUUUUAUAUUCACACAGUAAAUCAUUAAAUGUAAGCGCAAUAAAAAAAUUCAAAUUGCAGAUUCUAACAUGGUGAUGUAUCGGAUACUUUUGGCAGCAGCUGCUUGGUGUGACUGAUGCCAACUGCAGAUAUCCAAAAUAAAAGCUCAAUUGGAUUAAAUUUUUCAGACCU
Anarrhichthys ocellatus (wolf-eel) is the source of this 4825-nucleotide messenger RNA. It is a transcript of the gene pask, whose product is annotated as PAS domain containing serine/threonine kinase. NCBI's taxonomy places the organism in Eukaryota, Metazoa, Chordata, Actinopteri, Perciformes, Anarhichadidae. The transcript has 21 exons. Gene Ontology annotation, molecular function: protein serine/threonine kinase activity; ATP binding. Gene Ontology annotation, biological process: intracellular signal transduction; negative regulation of glycogen biosynthetic process; protein phosphorylation. Gene Ontology annotation, cellular component: cytoplasm; cytosol; nucleus. The record is from RefSeq and is a predicted model, not a curated record. The coding region runs from base 398 to 4147 and encodes 1249 amino acids.